Messenger RNA from Balaenoptera acutorostrata (minke whale), 3137 nucleotides. It is a transcript of the gene CFAP99, whose product is annotated as cilia and flagella associated protein 99. The record is from RefSeq and is a predicted model, not a curated record. The transcript has 16 exons. Bases 146 to 2167 code for a protein of 673 amino acids. Lineage: Eukaryota; Metazoa; Chordata; Mammalia; Artiodactyla; Balaenopteridae.
AGAGGUUGCUAAGUGACAACGCCCAAACUGCGCCCCAGCACCGCCCCUGCCCUGAGGGUUGCCGGGGUUCUGGCGGAGCCGAAGUGGAAGGGGAGAUCCACUGCUAUUCCCCAGUCCCCUCGCGCCCGCCAGCCCUGCAAUUGCUAUGCGACCGGGCGGUGGCGAGAAGGGAGGUUCCGGAGCGCCCGCGGAGCCCGCUGACAGGGUCCCACCUGGGAAGACGGCCUACUAUGGAAAAUGCAUUGAAACUGUGAUUAAGCUACUGGACCAAUUUAAACCUGAGAAGGAGAGUCCCGAGCAGUUCCUGGAGGCUGCGGCCACCUCCCUGCAGACCCUGAGCCCCCAGGAGCAGGCGUUCAUCAUGGAAGUUCUGUCCGGGUGCCUCGAGUACCGGAAGCUGCUGACCAUCGUGGUGGACGCCUUCUACAUGCAGGACGGCCGGCUCUGCUUGUGGGCCGAUUACAGCCUCUUUGAGGUGAUCUGCUACCUGGCCACUUUCCAGCUGGAGGAGCUCGGCUUUCAGCUCUUCUGUAGCAUCAUGAAGUCCCAACCCGUCCACAAGGUGUGCAAGUUCCUUGGGUUCCUCUUCAACCCCUUGAACCUGGGCUCAUGGAUCAAGGAUGAGUGGAGCCUCUUCUACGAGACCACCCACGUGAAGGAGCACUGGAUCGACCCCCUGAUGAGGUGGCAGCCGGAGGUCCAGGAGCUGAUCAACCAGCUGCAGGGGGCGUUGACCAAUCAGCCCCCUCUUCCAAAGACCAAGGCCAAGGUCACAGAGCCCAAGGAGUUCAACCUGACUGCCCCCAGGCCCCGCGCCAUCCCAGUGCCUGAGCCAGUCCCCGUGGUGGCCAAGACCAGACCGGUCCCCAGGAGCACCUACCGGCCGCCCAAGGAGCAGCGGCUCCUGGAGAUGACCAAGAGAUACAAUCGCCGGAAGGCCGAGGAGCUGCUGCUACGGGCCAGCGUUGAGGAGACGCGGUGCGCGGGGCCCAGGUCCCGCGGGGAGCCCCCGGUGGAGGACUCCAAGAAGAAACUGCGGCUCCAAUUUCCACCUCGAAUCGUCAAGUCUCCGAAACUGACCUUCUACAGGCCCAACGACGCCUCCCCAGUCAAGCUGAACACUGCUGCCAUCCUGCGAGAAGGGGCCUUAUACCAGCGGCAGGUGGAGAGAGAGCUGCAGAGGGUGGAUAAGCUCGUGGACGGGGCCGGGGACCUCUCCGAGUUCCUCAGGUGGCAGAGGAAGAUGCAGGCAAAGGACCGGGAGGAGCAGCUGGCCACAGGCGAGUGCCGGAGGCUGCAGGGGAAGCUCAGCCACGAGGAGGCCAUCCUGGCGCGGCAGCAGGUGGUGCAGGAGAAGAAGCAGAAGGCCGACCAGAAGAAGGAGGAGACAGCUGAGCUGAUGCAGCAAUGUGCCGAGAGGCGCCUCCAAGAGGAAAAGUCCAUGAAGGAGCUGGUGGAGCAGGUGAUGGAGACGCAGAAGAACGUCAAGGUGGCGCAGACAAAGCUCCUGAAGGGCCGACGGCAGAUGGUUCAGGAGGUGAUAGACGAGAGCCGGGAGCUGCUACAGCGCAGUGCAGAGGCGGCCAAGGAGGAGCAGAGGCAGCGCUGUGAGCUCAUCUCCCAGUUGCGAGCCCUGGAGACUCAGCCCACGCGCAAGGGCAAGCUGGUGGACCUGACCCAGAUCCCCGGCUAUGGCCUGGAAGGGGAGAUGUCGGUCGUGGAGCUGCGCGAGCGGCUGGCCCUGCUCAAGGAGACCCAGAGGUGCAAGGAGGAGGAGAAGCGAGACCAGAUCAUCCAGGGCAAGCGCGCCAAGAGCCGGGCGCUGCAGAACACGGUGGAGCAGAUCUCGCUGUGCCGCGCGGCCAUGGGGAGGUCUGCAGCCUUGAGGUGGGAGGAGAAGAAGGCGCAGUCGGCGGCCGCGGGAGCGCCCUCCCGGGACGAGCGGGUGCUGGAGCUGCAGCGCAGGAUCCGGGAGAAGGCGGCAGAGCGCCGCGGGCAGGAGGCACUGCUGCACGUGCCGGCGCCGCGGGCAGCUCGCCCCAAGCAGCAGGCGCAGCUGGAGGCGCAGCGCAGGCUGGAGAUGGAGCAGAGCCGGGAGCGCAGGCUGCGGGCGCUGCAGCGGGGAGGCUCGCUAGGCGGGCCCGCUCGCUGCCUGGGUGCCGUCUGAGCCGGGCGGGCCCGCCCCGGUGCCCCGAGACCCUCGCCCAAAUAAAGCCUGUGCGGCGGUGUGCACCUCCCCUUCCUUGGCCGCGCCCCUCGCCCCACUCCGCCCCAGUCUUCUCCCGCCCAGAGCAGGGUUGCCAAAUAAAAUGCCAGUUAUUGCGUGGGACAAGCUAAUGCUAACAGAAGGAUCCGCUGGAAUUCCAAUUUAUUUGGGCGUCUUGUAUCUUAUGUGCUAAAACAUGGCCACCCUAGCCCAGAUUCUAGCCCUUCCUACGGCCUAACGCUAGGCAUUCCUGCCCAUGCCCCCCAUCGGAGUUCCCAGAGCCUUCUCUGCUUGUGGAAACCUGGAAUCCCCAUUCUCUGCCCGGAGUCAGGUGGCUUAAUCCGGGAACCCCCAAGACUGAGAAUGUGAUUGUGCUUGUGCGAUUAGUAGAAGUUGCCAGGAUCUUGAGCCGCUGGGAACUGGCCCUUCUCGGCCUUGUCUCCCAAACCUAACGGCGAUGAGAGGAGCUGGCCGGGGAUGUAGGAACUGUCCCCCACACCCCGUCUGCUGAUGAGGCCACUGGCGCUCAGAGAGGUGAAGUGACCUGCCGGGAGAGCCAGGACCCAAAGCUAAGCCUGGAUGCCUUUAGAGCACUGCCCAGCCUUCUCCAGCAUCACUGAAGGAACGAGGUUAGAGCCACUGGGCAGGAGCUGGCCCAGGGCCUGGACAGGAAUGGAGUGAUUCCCCUGGGUCCUCAGACCCAUCACUGGACUGGAGGUGCGUGGCUCUGAGGACAGGCUGGCUGAGUGAAAGCCUCCUGGUGUAAAGCACAGUAUGCUGCAGCGCCCAGGAGAGAGAACGGGCAAGCCCAUGGGGUGCAAGGCAGUAAGAGAGGGGCUGGAAACUGCCAGGCGGAUAGAUGUCUAGGAGAGACCCCCCACACCCUACAUCCUUCUUGGGUCUGCAGAGGGGGGAGGCUGGACCCCAGGGC